AUGUAUUUACCUUCUCUCUUCAUAGAUCCCACAACAACUGAAUGUGGAAAUUGGACCUGGUAUGAUGGUCGCUGUUUCAAGUUUCAUGAAACUCUCAGAGACUGGGAUAAUGCAGAGUUCCACUGCCUCUCAUUCARAGGAAAUUUGGCCUCAAUUCAGAGUGGAAAUCAGUACAACUUUAUCAGAGACCUUGUCCACAAUGCAUCCGGAAAACACACAGAAAGUUGGGUAGGAGGCCAUGAUACCACACUGGAAGGCAACUGGUUGUGGAGUGACGGUUCCAAGUUUGUGUUUAAUCAGUGGGGCAAGAAUGAGCCAAACCAUAAGGCUAGAAACGAAGACUGCAUGGAGAUCAACUUCGCUGGAGAAGAUUAUGUGAAUGAUGAACCCUGUGGCAAGAAGCUUCCCUACAUCUGUGCCAGAGUCCCAUAAUCUUUCUCUUAUGCCUAAAAAUCUGAAAUGGUCACAUGGCUUUCCUGCUGGUGAUGUCACUUCCCCCUGGAUGUUAAGCCUCAAUGUCGUCACUGCUGGAAGAACCUGAUUUCACUUCAUUUAAUCACUUAAAUAAACUUUUAUGUCUCUGAAA
Poecilia reticulata (guppy) is the source of this 586-nucleotide messenger RNA. NCBI's taxonomy places the organism in Eukaryota, Metazoa, Chordata, Actinopteri, Cyprinodontiformes, Poeciliidae. The record is from RefSeq and is a predicted model, not a curated record.